Molecule: messenger RNA, 1735 nt
Organism: Salvelinus fontinalis (brook trout)
Lineage: Eukaryota; Metazoa; Chordata; Actinopteri; Salmoniformes; Salmonidae
Product: ankyrin repeat and SOCS box protein 12-like
Exons: 5
Coding region: 258-1259 (333 amino acids)
Biological process (GO): intracellular signal transduction
Cellular component (GO): cytoplasm
Molecular function (GO): protein binding
Source: RefSeq, a predicted model, not a curated record
ACACACACACACACACACACACACACACACACACACACACACACACACACACACACACACACACACACACACACACACACACACACACACACACACACACACACACACACACACACACACACACACACACACACACACACACACACACACUCAGCUCCCAGACCCCAGUCCCUGUGUGGAUACAGCAACACAUUCCUCUUGGAGUCUCCUCUUCCUCCACGUGACCAACGGACCAUGGAGUUAUAAGAGAGUGAUGGAUGAGUUUUAACUGUUACAGCUAUAGUAACAGUAUGGUCCUAGACAGUAUCAACACAGCCACCAACCCUCUCAAGAUGAGUCUAAUGGACGUCUCCAAGAUCUUCUCUCUGCUUCAGCCCAAGGAAGAGGAUGAGGAGGACAAUGAGCAUGGCCAGGCUCUGAACCAGGCAGUGAGCAGUGAUGACGUGGUGCUGGUAGCUGAGCUGUUGUCCCAGGAGAGCUACAGAACGUGUAUCAACAGCAGAAGCGGCUGGGGCAUCCCUGUUACCCCCCUACGGACCGCCGCAGCACACGGACACCUGAGGUGUCUGGAACUCCUGCUGGAGCACGGAGCGGAGGUGGACAGUCUUGAUGUGAAGGCCCAGACCCCUCUGUUUACAGCGGUCAGUGGUAAACACCUGGACUGUGUUGUGGUCUUACUAAAGGCUGGAGCCGACCCCAACGGCAGCCCGUACAACAACUGUUCCCCGGUGCUGACCGCCGCCCGCGAGGGAGACGUGGAGGUCCUCAGGGAGCUGCUUCAGUUCGGAGCCGAGGUCGACGUCUGGCCCAAAGUCCCUGAGUGGGCCUCCAACGCCACAGCCUGCAGGGGACCCCUGUACAUAUCCGCUGUAUAUGGACACCUGGACUGUUUUAAGCUGCUACUGCUCCACGGGGCUAAUCCUAACUAUAACUGUAAGUCAGAGAAGAUGCUGGCCAGGAUCAAGCAGCCCAAGACGGUGCUGGAGAUGUGUCUCAGGUAUGGCUGUGGAGUGGAAUACAUACAGCUGCUCAUAGACUUUGGGGCAGACGUGUAUCUGCCCACGCUGAUUAUUGACAAGACCACCAAGCAGAACGAAGCGGUGGUGCUGCUGCUCAAGGAGAGAGUUUGUCCCAAUACUCUGAUGUCACUGACACGGCUUGCAAUUCGGAGAUACCUCCCCAUGGUUAAUAAAAUGACGUCCAUAGACCGCUUGGACAUUCCCCAGAUACUGAGGAACUACCUGAAACAUCUCACCUGACCUCUCUCUCCUGACCUCUGAACUCUGCAUGAAGAUGAUGUCACAAAUGGAUACGCUAUUUGGCUGUGUCUCAAUAGUCUACAGUGGAUUCCUCUGCUUCCUCUCCACUGUUCUGAAAACACAUGCCUAUUUGGCUGUGUCUCAAUAGUCUACAGUGGAUUCCUCUGCUUCCUCUCCACUGUUCUGAAAACACAUGCCUAUUUGGCUGUGUCUCAAUAGUCUACAGUGGAUUCCUCUGCUUCAUCUCCACUAUUCUGAAAACACAUGUUAGGCGAAAGCAAUAUGGAGGAUGAUUUAUGCAAAACUUUCAAAAAAAGUGCAACAAUUUCAUACCAUCCUCUUCUGUCUCUACUGAGUGCAUCAUGGGCUGUAAUGUCCAGUUUGUUCUGUUUCUAUUGUAGGUGUGAAUAAUAGUUAUGCCAAGUUUGCCUUUGAAUAGCUGUGGAGGUUGAAUUAGAAUAAACAUAUUUAUUUAA